GUACGAUCCUUGCCGUCUUUUUUCUUGUCUUUUCCUUGUCACGUGUCGGAGCAUUGAACGCACAAUCUGCUUUGAACUCCCACAGCUGGUUUUCCCCCUCUCAGUGCCGUCGCGGCUUCCGUUCUUCCGGUAAAGAGAACAGCAACGAUUGAGAGAGAUACAAUACCUUCACUAGACAGCACAUGCGCAGAUGGGAGGCCCAAAGGCAGAUGUGACCGCCUUCCAGCUAGCUGCGGAACUCGCCUCCCGUGCGUCGACGUCAGCUUCUGCGGACGGCACACCCACGCACACGAAUCGCUGUACUAGUAGCAGCAGCAUCAACAAUAAAAAUGAAGACAGCAGCGCAGUCCCGGCAAAACGACGCGGUCCGCUGUCGCAGGUGGAUCGCCUCCUCGAUGAUCAACGGCGCCUUGCGCUUCGUGAUGGCACGCCUUACGAUGACUCAGGCCAUCUAAACACGCAGGCACGACCGUCGGUGACGCCGACGACGAUGACGAACACGUUCGCCCUCGCGCAACAGCAGCGCAUGCCGCAGGAGAUGUACGGGCACGCCACAUCUUUUUCUUCCUCUGUCCACGGUGGCAGUGCUGCUGCACUGCAGGAGGCGCUACGUCGCUGGGGUCUCGUGGAGAACGGUCAGGCCGUUGGUGCGUUUGGGAGUCCCACCGGUGCGGAUGCGCGGCCUGGUGGGGCCGGUGGACCGUCGGCUUCAUCGCCGUCGUCGUCCCCGCAGCUUCGGCACACGUGGCGCCUUAUGGAAAUGGAACGACGACAACGGCCUGGCUCGUCGCACAGUUCCGCCGCGCUCCCCACCGCCACCUCUACCGCCACUACGACAUCGUCCACGGCAACCGAUGCGUGGAGUCUGGGCCAGCGAUGGACGAGGUCAGACGAUCUCGUGCGAGCCAAGGCGCUGCAGAACGCGUUGCGAGGCGAGCUGACACAGCGACAAAAGAGUGUAGUCGACGGCCACAGCACAGCAGCCGGCAGCAGUGGGGAUUCCUUUUACGCACGCGGGUUACAGCUGUGUGCGGAGGGGAGUGCGUGGAGCCCGGUCUCGCUGCCCGUCUACUUCGCCACCGCGCCACCGUCCCUGUUGUUCUUCUCCUUUACGGAGGAGGAGUACAGCGCCUUAACGCAACCGCCGCCGCUGCGGCCGUCAUCGGCCUUCACGUUCACCUACGCCCUUUCGUGCUACCUCUUUGAGUUGUGGUCCCGCUUUGGUAACCCGGUGGUGGUGGUGGACAGGUGGGCGUGGGACGCUACGUGCGAAGAACAGCAGCGGCAACAGCAGCGGUCCACAACGUCGUGUGUGGUGUCACGGGGAAUGAUACAAAGCGGCGGUGCCGCUGCUGUCGCCGAUGAUGAAAGGAGAGAACCGUCGGUGCCGUCGGUGGAGCAGGUCUGCGCCGAGUACGCUCGCGUGACCGCUGGUGUGCUGCAGCAGCGCCAACAGCGACUCCUGAACGCCGUCCUCAAGCAGCAGCAGCAGCAGCAGCAGCUAGACCAGCAACCGCAACAUCAAGGCAGCGGGGUGCGAGUGUCGGCCACCGCCACCGCCGCCGUCGCGGCUGCAGCGGCUUGUGCGGUGGACGACGUCGCCGUGAACCGGCACACGCCGUUUGUCGCGUCCUUUGACCGUUACGCGCUGCUGCACUCCGUGAGGGACGAGCCUAAAGGAGAGGCGAAGGACAGCGCUAGAGUUGGAAGUCCCGCGACGCAGCAGCAGCAGCUGUUAUCGUUGACUUCGCAGCCCUCCCCUCCACCCAACGACCCGUACACGGCGUCAUCCUCGACAGCCGCCAUCGGCGCGGUGCGGGCAGAAGGGUCCGCAAUCCCCACCUCGAGUGUCUCUCCUUUGCCGGCUCUCCGCGACCUGUCGGCGGGCCUUCCACCGCAGCAGCGGCUCAUCCAGUGUGCGACCCCGCACCCGUGGUAUCUGCACACCGCGGAGGUGCAGCGACGCACGGAACUGCAGAAGUUGCUGCGUUCCGAGCAGGCCACCAACGUACCCUAUCAGAAGGCGGUGACGACGUACUUGGCCUUGGCGGCAAGCGCAGCGCAGGUACUGCAGCGCGCUUCGUACCUGUUUGACGACCGGGACAGAGCGGAGGUGAUGGCGGGCGAAGCGCGAGGAGCGCAUCCGCGUUCAAAGGGGAGUGCCACGCAAGGGAAGAGCGAAGACGACGGCGACGAUGGGCGCAUCGGUGACGCUCCUCCUCCGUCCGAUGCACCACCAGCGUUCAGCACGGUGGAAGAAGGGUUUGUCCCUCCUCCGCGCGAAGCUUUCACGGUCCAUCUCCAGCCGCUUCCUAACGUCGAUCCUGCGGCGUGGAAGGCGGCAGAGGCGGCGCUGCGCAAGGCGGCAGUCGAGGUGCUCGGCACUGCCGCCCUUCGGUUGCCCUCCGGCGCGGGGCAGCACAGGCCUCAUCUAUCGCGCCGAGGCAAGCGUUCUCGCAGUAGCGCGCCCCGCCAAGCCUCCAAGCGGGCGAAGCGACACAACGAGGAAAGCGCCAGAGCCGCAACUGCAAUCACAGCUAAAAGACAGCACGACGGUGCAGCAGUCAAGAGGGAAGCAAAGGACGUUGACAGCGGUGGAGAUGGCGAUGACGGGGAUGGCGGGCGACUAGCUCGUGGCAGCAGCGAAUCCUCUGUGUCAUCCAACAACGGCACGGACGACUCCGAAGGAGACGAGGAGGCGGAUGAAGAGGAAGACACGUUGAGCGGAGGCAGCGAUCAAGACGACGACGAUGACGAGGCGGCGGCAACGCACCCUUCACAGGAGCACAGCGCGUUGAGCGAAGACCUCGUCGCUGAAGACGAAGAUGACGAGGAUGAUGAUGAUGUUCGCGCUGUUGACGAAGCUUCCGAACAGACGCAGCAGCAACAGCGGCAACGCCGCGGCAGGGGUAAGAAGGUAAAACGGUCUCCCAAAGGGUCUCUCUCCUCCGGACCUACCUAUCGCGCGCUUCAGGCGUACCUGACGGACGUCAUUCCUUUCCGCUGCACUCGCAUGCGACUCGCGGCCCAGGCGGGUUGGCUGCUGCCAACUCCGCCGCCGCUCCCGCACUCGCUGACGAACCCGCUGAGCGAACGCGAGGUGGUGGUAGUGGACGUCCACGCGGCGCUACAUCAGUCGCCCUAUACCCCACGUGAAGCACAACCUUCUGAUGGUGCUGCUGCUGAUGAUGCUGAUGGCGAUGGUGCUGAUAAACGCAGUGUGCAGAGCACGGAGCACAGCAAUGCGUCGCGCAAAGCUGCGGCGGUCUUCUCCAACUCCUCCACCGCUUCAGUCGCCUGCGCGGAAGCGACUCGCAGCCCCAACAAACACGAGGAAAGUCUAUACCAGCCGAUUCUGACAGAGGAAGACUAUCAGCAACUACGAAAGAUGAGCACCUCCGCGGUGUGCAACCGAGUCGUGAGUCACACCGGUGAGGCGGUGCUCUUGUCGCUGCCCCCGGCCUUCCCCAAGGUGCACCGCGAGGUGGAGCAGGAGUUAGAGCGCUACUUGUACGACGACACGUCCGCCAUGAUGGAGGUGAACGCGACGGCGCAGUCGCUCCUGGCGGAGAUACGAGUCGCCUACACCCAAAACACGCACCUGCAGCGCUACACGGCCCGCGUAGAGCACGUGGUGGAGAGCUUGAAGAAGGUGGAGCAGGAAGGCAGAGAGGCGGGGAGGACCGCUGGUGCGGGUGCGGGGUGA
Molecule: messenger RNA, 3706 nt
Organism: Leptomonas pyrrhocoris
Lineage: Eukaryota; Euglenozoa; Kinetoplastea; Trypanosomatida; Trypanosomatidae
Exons: 1
Coding region: 191-3706 (1171 amino acids)
Source: RefSeq, a predicted model, not a curated record